AUGAGUACCAUUACCAGACCUAUUACAGCAUUAAUGUACCCAAGAGGUACAUGCAAAGCGCAAACUUUUUAUUUUCGUGGUGAUGACAUUCAUAAGGAGCCAGAAUUUUUAGAUAACGAAUAUCGUUCUGCCAAAAUUCAAUUUGAUAGGCUUAAAAUAGAAUUAGAAGCAGAAAAACAAGAAUACGAAAAGAUUCAAGCCGAACUAGAAAAAAGAGAAGGCUAUACAGUUACUUUGGCUUCAGCAUUAGGUGAUGAAUCCCACCAAACAGAAGAAAACGCAAAAUUACGCCAACAAAUCAUUCAACUCCAAGAAGAAAUCGAUAAAUUUGACGCAGAAAUUGCAGAAGCAAAAGAACAGCAACAUCCAGGUUUAUUAGCCCAAUUACAAAAGGAGAGAGCUUUCUAUAAUGCCGAAAUAGAAGAUCUCAGAAUCGCCAUAUUUACAGGAAUUGAUAACAUUAGAAGAGAUAAAGAGGAAAUUGCAAAUUUGGUUCAAUCUGAUGAAUAUACUUCUUCAAGCAUGGUAAAGAGUGAUAGAAUGGCAUUCCAAAGAUUUUAUAAUCAACUUAGACAAAAGAUGGAUAAGCAAUUUGCAGAAUUUAGUGCAAAACAAUCAGAAGAAGCUAGAAAACGCCAAGCAAGAGGAAAAUUGCCAUCUCCUCUUGAAUCUUUAUGCUACCAAAGAUCAGACGCAAUUCUUGAAAAAGAGGAAGUUCUAAGAAAUAAAGAUUUCGCGGAACUUAGAAAGAAAUUAACAGCUCAAGUACUUCUUGAUCAAAUUGAAACAAUGAACCAAGCAAUUAUAGCUUUGGGCGGUGAACCUACAGAGACAGAAUCACUAAAGGAGCAAUACGCUCCACCACCACCUCAAUCUUCAACAGAAAGAUCGAGAGAUGUGCCCCAAGAAAAGACACAAACCAGACCAGCUACAAGAUCAAUGCAAAGAACUUAUAAGGACAUUCCUAAACCAAGAGCAAGAACAUCGAUGUUAUCCUCGAAGAAGUAA
Messenger RNA from Trichomonas vaginalis G3, 1008 nucleotides. RefSeq lists its product as uncharacterized. The transcript has a single exon. NCBI's taxonomy places the organism in Eukaryota, Parabasalia, Trichomonadida, Trichomonadidae. The coding region runs from base 1 to 1008 and encodes 335 amino acids. The record is from RefSeq and is a predicted model, not a curated record.